Molecule: messenger RNA, 1036 nt
Organism: Drosophila grimshawi
Lineage: Eukaryota; Metazoa; Arthropoda; Insecta; Diptera; Drosophilidae
Gene: Hou
Product: glucose-induced degradation protein 8-B homolog
Exons: 2
Coding region: 254-931 (225 amino acids)
Cellular component (GO): nucleus; cytoplasm
Molecular function (GO): protein binding
Source: RefSeq, a predicted model, not a curated record
AAUCGAAUAUUUAUCGGCCAUCGCUAGCAUUGAGGUGACGGCAUUGGCUUUUGUGUGUCCAAAAACAAACUGCUUACAAAAGAAAUAGAAAUAUAUAUUAUUGUGUGUUGCGCAAAACGCAGAACUGAAAUCCGUAAUUGUGUGGUGGAAAAAAGCAAAUAGUAAACACGCAGUCAACUAAGCACUUAUUUAGCGCUCCCCACAGUUUGCAGAUAACGGCCUCAAAAUUGGCAAAAUACGGAAAAACAAGAAAAUGAGCUACAAUGAGAAAAGUGAGCCCAUCACAAAAGAGGAAUGGCUGCAACGACUCGAGCAGUUUCCCUUCAAGCAGGCGGACAUGAAUCGUCUCAUCAUGAACUACUUGGUCACAGAGGGCUUCAAGGAGGCAGCAGAGAAGUUCCAGCACGAAGCGGAACUGGAGCCCAGCGUGGAGCUGAGCAGCCUGGAUGAUCGCAUCCAGAUACGCGAGGCAGUGCAGGAAGGCCGCAUUGAGGAGGCCACACAUCUGGUGAAUCAGCUGCACCCGAAUCUGUUGGGCAGCGAGAUCUAUUUGUUUUUCCACUUGCAGCAGCUGCAACUGAUCGAGCUGAUCCGCGCUGGCAAAGUGGAAGAGGCACUCGUCUUUGCCCAGUCCAAGCUGUCCGAGUCGGGCGAGGAGAUACGCUUCGAACUGGAGCGCACACUAGCCCUGCUGGCAUUUGAGAAGCCGCAGGAGAGCCCCUUUGCCGAUCUGCUCGAGCAGUCGUAUAGGCAAAAGAUCGCCAGUGAGCUGAACGCGGCUAUUUUGCGCAGCGAGCACAGCGAGGAUUCGACGCCAAAGAUGAUGUUCCUGCUCAAGCUGAUAUUGUGGGCACAGUCCAAGCUCGACAGUCGCUCAAUUUCCUAUCCCAAGAUGAAGGAUCUGGAGACGGCCCAGGUGGAGCCCAAAUAAAUAAAUGCUCGGGCCAGCGGGGGAAAACACAAAUAAUCAUAAAAUCUGUAAGCAUGUGGGCGGGCGUGUGGGCGGAUGGUCAAUUUUAGGCGUGGCAACUGCAGC